This is a messenger RNA of Triticum turgidum subsp. durum (durum wheat), 471 nucleotides long. The record is from the annotation of a GenBank genome assembly. NCBI's taxonomy places the organism in Eukaryota, Viridiplantae, Streptophyta, Magnoliopsida, Poales, Poaceae.
AUGAUCCAUCCAAAGAAACUUGCUCAGCUGGCCAAGAAGUGUCAGCGGAUGUUGGUUGCCAGAGCCGGGGCCCGCCGCCGGCAUCAUGCCUCGGACACAGCCGACGAUGAAUGCUGCAUCACAACGUCGUCUGUGGUUGCCGAUGAGGGCCACUGCGUGGUGUAUGCCGCCGACGGAGCACGGUUUGAGGUCCCUCUGGUGUACCUUGGGACGACGGUCUUCGCCGAGCUCCUGAGGAUGUCCGAAGAGGAGUUUGGCUUUGCAAGCGGUAGCGAUGGAGGCAGGAUCACGCUGCCCUGCGAUGCCACGGUGAUGGAGUACGUCUUGUGCCUGGUCAGGAGAGAGGCCUCUGAGGAGGUCGAGAGGGCGUUCUUGAGCUCCAUUGCUGAGCAUGGCCACAACUACAGUGCUAGCUGUGUGGCGCCAUCGAUGGGACUAGUACUCAGCCAUCAAUUUGCUCUCUGUGCUUAG